AUGGUGGACUCUAGUUCAAUAUGGCAAAUUCCGGAACGGCCCAGACACCAUCUGUGCAGCACCUGCGAGAAGUUAGAUCUAGAAAGGAAGUUCGGCAAUGAAAUACAAGAACAGAUCAUCGGUUAUUUUUCCGAGUACAAAGAUCUUAGCUGCCCAUUCUGCAUUCUUGUUUCCAGGGCUAUCGAACGUGCGUGGGGAACUACUAAAGUUUCGUGUCGUAUCUUCAUCCAGAGUCGAAGUCCAUUAUCCGUUAAGGAAAACGGGCACAUUCACCAUCCCCAACCCAGGUUGCUAGUCGCCACUGAUCAGAAGCCGCCCGAGUUUCAUGAUAACAGAGUUCCCCUUAGACAAAUAGAUCGGGUACGAAACCGGUUUAUAAUCGCCGAGAUCGAACGUUUACCGAGCGAAUCGGAGUUGAACUACCUCCCUCGGCUGGAAGUUGGAACCCGGCUCAACAUCGCGCUUCUAAAAAGUUGGUUGAAGGAAUGUCAGAAUCACGAGCAUUCGAAGCUAGCUAUAGAACGAGGAAGCAGUGGUCUAUUCCAGUCUCAACAUCCCUUCCGUCUCAUCGAUGUCAUUCAAGAGUGUCUAGUGCAGAAGGAUACGAGAUGCGACUAUGUAGCACUAUCUUAUGUCUGGGGUCGACGCCCGACUCUCCAAUUCCCUGGCCAAAACGAGCGAGAAGUGCCAAUCCUCCUUAGUCUUCAAGAUAAUGUGAAAGAGCUGAGUGUUUCUAUGGGAUUAUCCAAGUCGAGGCCGGAGACACGGAAAACCGGAAGGAUACCCCGGACCAUCCGCGACGCUAUGGAGUUUACUCGACAGAUAGGGAUGAGAUACUUGUGGGUUGACACAUUGUGCAUUGUACAGGACGACCUGGAAGACAAGGCACGGUUAAUAGGGCGAAUGGACGAUGUCUACGACUGUGCCGCUGUAACCAUAAUCGCCGCGGCAGGCUGCGAUGCGGAUGCCGGGUUAAGGGGGGUUAGUCCACGGGCAGGUCAUCCUCUCAAACCAACGAAGAUUAUCGAUGCAUCAGAUGGAUCAGUUCUCAAUAUUUCAACAUGCUUACGGUCUCUAUGCGAGGAAGUGCGAAGUGCGACUUGGAAUACGCGAGGUUGGGUUUUCCAGGAACAGUCGCUGUCGCAGCGCUGUCUUUACUUCACAGCCGAGGAAGUCUUUUUCAACUGUCGCGAAGCGCAGUGGAGAGAAGGAUACAACUAUGCACGGAAAAUAAACGCGCAUGUAGACAUCGAUAUAAGGACAGGGCCGCCGUGGUGGACGAGGAAUCUCAGGAGGGAUCUUGAUCCAACACCAUACCAUUAUCUCGGGGAUGUAGGUGGAAAAUUAGAUAUCCAGGCCUUUCAAACAGCAGUUCAAGAAUACAGCCGAAAGAACCUCACAUACGCGCAUGAUAUACUUAACGCGUUCGAGGGCAUAUUUAAUAGGUUCAACGGACAUAGAGAUGUCUCGGAGUUAAGUAUUCGUCAAGCACAAGGAAUACCUCCUCAUUUAUUAUACCAGGCGAUCCUCUGGUUUCCUUAUGGCAAGCCUGAGAAGCGCCCAUGUCAAUCUGAACAGAAAGCUGACCAAUUUUCAACAUGGUCAUGGGUGUAUUGGACGGGUCCCGUUGAGUUUGUCUUUGUUGAUAGCCUUUGGCUAUCUCGAAACAUUUCCCAAGCCCCUAUCAAGCGAGUGCCUAUCUACGUUCCUAUUAUAUGCUGGUAUUACGGAGGCUCGAAAAAGCAGUUCUGGACCAGAGAUGUCUGGAAGACUAUCUGCGAAACUCCGAAUCAUGCAACCAAGAAGACUACCGAAGAAUUUAGGCAAACAAAGCACUAUCUCAGUCGCAUUGGGAUGGAUACCGAUGUAUUGCUGGACUGGUCGCGUAACACACAGCCGCCCGAUCUUGACUGUGGUGAGCUUGGAUUUGUUGCGCCUUAUUUGAACGCGGGGCAGUUUGAAGUAACGACUGCGAAAGGCGAGCAUGUCUGGAUUCUAAAAGUGUCUUCUCAUCAAGGCCAGUUUAGGUUUGAUGGUAGAGUCGAGGCAAUCGACGAACUUGUCGUUAUUGUUGCUGCCAAUACUAUUACCCAGCCUCCCGACACACAGUCGAUUCUAUUAGGUCUGACUACGCGGGAUGGCGUUUCAAGGAGAGUGGGCAUUGGGUAUAUAUACUAUUCCAAGGACACGGAUUUCAUUAAACCGCAGUGGAACUAUAAAUUCUUUAGAAUUCAGUAA
This is a messenger RNA of Daldinia vernicosa, 2238 nucleotides long. RefSeq names its product HET-domain-containing protein. The transcript has 2 exons. Bases 1 to 2238 code for a protein of 745 amino acids. The record is from RefSeq and is a predicted model, not a curated record. NCBI's taxonomy places the organism in Eukaryota, Fungi, Ascomycota, Sordariomycetes, Xylariales, Hypoxylaceae.